UGCGAUCAUUCAGACCGAAAUACUCAUGAUGCGGUAGCAGGGACCGCUGAAAAAUAUAGCAGUUGUUUACAGCAAAAAUGGCAGUGGAGAAGCGCUUGGCAUUCUCUAUUGUGCAGUUCCUGAGAGAUCAAACACACUGCGGUGCUUUGAAUUCAGAUGAGCAGGAAAGCCUCGAAGUUGCAAUACAAUGUUUGGAGAACACCUUUAAGAUCAACGCCAGUGACUGUCAUCUCGCAGCACCACAACCUCUCACUGAAAUAUUCCUUAACUCUCUCCUUAAGAAUGACCAGAAUAACCUUGUGCUACCAGAGACAUCUCCGUCACCAGAAGAUACAGAAAGGGCAGAACAGCUGAAGAAUGAAGGGAACAAUCAUAUGAAAGAGGAGAAUUACAGCUGUGCAGUGGAGUGUUAUACAAAAGCCAUCAAUCUGGACCUCCGAAACGCUGUUUACUACUGUAACAGGGCUGCUGCACACAGUAAACUGGGGAACUACACGGAGGCAAUGGGGGACUGCGAGAGGGCCAUAGGAAUCGACCCUAGCUACAGUAAAGCCUAUGGCAGGAUGGGAUUGGCAUUGACUGCUAUGAAUAAGUACCCAGAGGCCAUCUCCUACUUCAAGAAAGCUCUUGUGUUAGAUCCCGAGAAUGACACCUACAAAUCCAACCUAAAGAUCGCUGAGCAGAAACAAAAAGAGACAGUCAGUCCUACAGCUACAGGACUGGGAUUUGACAUGGCUAGCCUCAUCAACAACCCGGCCUUCAUCAGCAUGGCUGCCAGUGUGAUGCAAAACCAACAGGUGCAACAACUUAUGUCAGGGAUGAUGACCAAUGCUGUUGGAGGUCCAUCAGCCGGUGUGGGAGGACUGUCGGACAUCUCAAGCCUGAUUGAAGCUGGUCAGCAAUUUGCCCAGCAGAUCCAGCAGCAGAACCCAGAGCUGAUCGAACAGCUCAGGAACCACAUCCGCAGCCGUUCCUUCAGUGGCAGCGCUGAUGAUCACUCGUGAUCCACGCAGUGUGAGGACCACCAACCAUAUGACGUGAUUACAGUCUUUACACCCAUUCCUUAAACUCACAUCACUGGCAGAGCUGGAAUGAAGACAAAUGGAGCAGAGGAUGAUGGCACUUUACUGUGACUGGAUCUUCAGAGGAGAAACAUUGUACAUACCCAAUCAGGAGGGCACGUUCUAUGUAGAUACUACCAAAUCAGGAGAGAAAGUUCUACAUAGAUAAUCAAUUAAUAGAGUCUUUACCCGAUUCUACACACCCAAUUAUUUUCUAAAAAAUUCCUACCGGUCAGGAGAAACAAUAUUCAACAGUUCUACAGACCCAAUCAGGAGACAGGUUCUAUAAAAGCAUUUUAAUAUCCACCCAGUUCACAGCACCUAUUUGAUCUUUAAUCUUCCAUUCCAAACAGAUUUAUUUUAUUUUGUUUGUGCAGGAAACCAUUACCAAAUAAUAAAAACCAUUACCAAAUAAUAAAAAACAGAUCCUGUCUAAAAGAUUUAAAUUACUUAACAGAUAUGUAUGUGAAUGCAGAGUUCUAUUAAGGUGAAACGUUUUAAGAGAAAUUUAAUUCAUUCAUCUGAUAGGAUUCCAAUUCAACAUGACAGGUUAUUGCAUCUGUUGUACACACUAGUUCUAUAACAUUGCACCUUUCAGAACUGGCCCAAAUAAUUGACUUAAUAUUAUAUUCUGUAAUUGCCCCAAGGAGGGAAGGAGAUGAAAGAAUGGAAGGAAGUAGAGAAAGGAAUGAAAGUGGUUAGGUAAGCAGUUGGAGACCUAAAGUAUGCAUUUCUGAACUAUUUGAAAAAGGAGCCUUCUCAUGAGUUACACACGAAAGCAGGGUUAUUGUUUUCUAUCCUUUCAUGUUGAAACAGUUAUUUUUGUAUCAAAUUAUUUGUUAUAGUUACUGUUGGGUGAAACAAAGAUCUUAAGGCGUGAUCAUCAGGAUUACUGUAAUUGCUUUUGAUUGCAAUUGUUAGACAGACAAUUAUAAGAUAGUAUGUCUUUGAAAGUAUGCAUUGUGACCGUGUCUGCAGCCCAGCCCCCCUGUAUUUACUAACAUCGGCAACCACAGCUAACACACAUACUGUACAUCAAUGACAUUUCCUUCUAAUUCUGUUUCAUUUUACACAAGUGAAGCAUUGUUGAUAGUAGGGAACUUCAGUCUUGGUGAUUUUGCAUGCUCUUCCAUCUGAUAUUUCUUGUCAGACAAUAGAAGCUAAUGAACAUGCUUGUAAAAACAGGGCAGCAUAAUGUUUUGUCAGAAAAUAUACCUGAAUAAAAUAUAUUGAAAUUGA
Molecule: messenger RNA, 2300 nt
Organism: Esox lucius (northern pike)
Lineage: Eukaryota; Metazoa; Chordata; Actinopteri; Esociformes; Esocidae
Gene: sgtb
Product: small glutamine-rich tetratricopeptide repeat (TPR)-containing, beta
Exons: 12
Coding region: 78-1004 (308 amino acids)
Biological process (GO): post-translational protein targeting to endoplasmic reticulum membrane
Cellular component (GO): membrane; TRC complex
Molecular function (GO): molecular adaptor activity; protein binding
Source: RefSeq, a predicted model, not a curated record